GCCCCUACCAAGCUCCUGAAAAACCACUUCAGAUCCUACUCCUUGCUUUUACCCACAAGCUGCUUUGGCAAAAAUUCAGUCAGGCCUGACUCAGAGCUGCUGGUGGGAGUCCAAAAGGACAGGAAUGUCUUCUCUCUUCACUGGAAAAGUCCUGAUAAGGAACAACAGUGAUUGGGAUGAGGUGGACACAGAGCAGGAGCUGAGCAUCAAGCUGGACAACAAGGUGCUGUUGCUGUAUUUUGGGGCUGGGGAGUGCCCUGAGUGCCAGGCCUUUGCCCCCAUCCUCAAGGACUUCUUUGUGAAGCUCACGGACGAGUUCUACGUGAACAGGGCCUCACAGAUUGCACUGGUGUACAUCUCCCAGGACCAGACCCAAGAGCAACAGGAGUCAUUCCUCAGAGAUAUGCCCAGGAAGUGGUUGUUUCUGCCAUUCCAGGAUGAGCUGAAAAGAGACCUUGAGCAGAUGUUUGCUGUGGACCAUGUCCCCACAGUAGUAGUGCUGAAGCCUAGUGGCGAGGUGGUCACCAGGGAUGCUGUGGAGGAAAUCGUCCGGCUUGGGCCCGCCUGUUUCUGGAACUGGCAGGAGGCCUCCGAGGUCAUAGACCGAAACUUCCUAUUGGCUGAAGACUUUGACGACUUGCCAUCCAGGAGCUUCACUGACCCCAUCCGACGACUCAAAUAUAAGAUUGAGAAGGGCCUUGUCAACUCUGCAACUAUCCAGACCCUGCCUUCCCAUGUGCCCAUCUCUGCACCUUUAAAGUUGAGUAGGAAGGCAAAGCUUAGUUUACCUGAGAUGCCAUAUAGACUAGAAGCCUCGUAGAUGGAAUCGCUCCUCCUGAUGGUCCCUUGUCUUGAGCUCAAUGUGGAGUGCUUCCCUGGGCUGUCACUGUGGGGUGCCAUAACCCAUGCCCAUGUAGAGAGCAGAGAUGGUCACCCCUCAACCUCCAGUAAAAUGCUGCUUCUUGAUCCCUCCUCCCCUCCAGUCCAGGUCUUGGUUGCAUCCCCAUUUCCUGCCAGCCUCACCUGGACUUAUCCAGGGACAGGCCUCUCAUCUCCAAGCUGAUGCUCCGAGGCUUAGGAAGGGGCUUGGGCUUGGAGACUUUACCUUUCUUACACCAAACUGCAAAGCCACCUAUUUCCC
Sarcophilus harrisii (Tasmanian devil) is the source of this 1141-nucleotide messenger RNA. RefSeq names its product nucleoredoxin like 1 (gene NXNL1). Gene Ontology annotation, cellular component: mitochondrion. Lineage: Eukaryota; Metazoa; Chordata; Mammalia; Dasyuromorphia; Dasyuridae. Gene Ontology annotation, biological process: photoreceptor cell maintenance. The record is from RefSeq and is a predicted model, not a curated record.